AUGAAUGAAUGCCGUCAGACCCCAUCAGUUUGUGGUCCAGACUCAGUCUGCAACAACAUGUUUGGAGACUACAGCUGCUCAUGCUUGAGUGGAUACAAUGUCACUGAUCCAAGUGUGCGAAGUAGUGCAGACAAUCCCUGUACAGACAUAAAUGAAUGUAAUGAGAUACCAAACAUAUGUGGAACCUACUCAGACUGUACCAACACCAAUGGAAGCUACAACUGUUCUUGCUUGAAUGGAUUUCAAGUGGCCUUCCCAAACCAAUCCAUAAGCAAUAGCAAUCAGUGCAGGGAUGUGAAUGAAUGCCGUCAGACCCCAUCAGUUUGUGGUCCAGACUCAGUCUGCAACAACAUGUUUGGAGACUACAGCUGCUCAUGCUUGAGUGGAUACAAUGUCACUGAUCCAAGUGUGCGAAGUAGUGCAGACAAUCCCUGUACAGACAUAAAUGAAUGUAAUGAGAUACCAAACAUAUGUGGAACCUACUCAGACUGUACCAACACCAAUGGAAGCUACAACUGUUCUUGCUUGAAUGGAUUUCAAGUGGCCUUCCCAAACCAAUCCAUAAGCAAUAGCAAUCAGUGCAGGGAUGUGAAUGAAUGCCGUCAGACCCCAUCAGUUUGUGGUCCAGACUCAGUCUGCAACAACAUGUUUGGAGACUACAGCUGCUCAUGCUUGAGUGGAUACAAUGUCACUGAUCCAAGUGUGCGAAGUAGUGCAGACAAUCCCUGUACAGACAUAAAUGAAUGUAAUGAGAUACCAAACAUAUGUGGAACCUACUCAGACUGUACCAACACCAAUGGAAGCUACAACUGUUCUUGCUUGAAUGGAUUUCAAGUGGCCUUCCCAAACCAAUCCAUAAGCAAUAGCAAUCAGUGCAGGGAUGUGAAUGAAUGCCGUCAGACCCCAUCAGUUUGUGGUCCAGACUCAGUCUGCAACAACAUGUUUGGAGACUACAGCUGCUCAUGCUUGAGUGGAUACAAUGUCACUGAUCCAAGUGUGCGAAGUAGUGCAGACAAUCCCUGUACAGACAUAAAUGAAUGUAAUGAGAUACCAAACAUAUGUGGAACCUACUCAGACUGUACCAACACCAAUGGAAGCUACAACUGUUCUUGCUUGAAUGGAUUUCAAGUGGCCUUCCCAAACCAAUCCAUAAGCAAUAGCAAUCAGUGCAGGGAUGUGAAUGAAUGCCGUCAGACCCCAUCAGUUUGUGGUCCAGACUCAGUCUGCAACAACAUGUUUGGAGACUACAGCUGCUCAUGCUUGAGUGGAUACAAUGUCACUGAUCCAAGUGUGCGAAGUAGUGCAGACAAUCCCUGUACAGACAUAAAUGAAUGUAAUGAGAUACCAAACAUAUGUGGAACCUACUCAGACUGUACCAACACCAAUGGAAGCUACAACUGUUCUUGCUUGAAUGGAUUUCAAGUGGCCUUCCCAAACCAAUCCAUAAGCAAUAGCAAUCAGUGCAGGGAACAUUGUUGA
Molecule: messenger RNA, 1479 nt
Organism: Alosa sapidissima (American shad)
Lineage: Eukaryota; Metazoa; Chordata; Actinopteri; Clupeiformes; Clupeidae
Product: fibrillin-1-like
Exons: 11
Coding region: 1-1479 (492 amino acids)
Molecular function (GO): calcium ion binding
Source: RefSeq, a predicted model, not a curated record